Molecule: messenger RNA, 597 nt
Organism: Dioscorea cayenensis subsp. rotundata (Guinea yam)
Lineage: Eukaryota; Viridiplantae; Streptophyta; Magnoliopsida; Dioscoreales; Dioscoreaceae
Product: phenylalanine N-monooxygenase-like
Exons: 1
Molecular function (GO): monooxygenase activity; heme binding; oxidoreductase activity, acting on paired donors, with incorporation or reduction of molecular oxygen
Source: RefSeq, a predicted model, not a curated record
UCAUCAAUGGCAGUCACAUUUUCCUUAGCCACUGCUGCCGGAGUUCUGACCGGAGGUUUCCUUAUUAUGGUGCUCGUAACUGCCACUUUCUUCUUCCUUCUCUUCCAUUCACAAAAUCCCAAUGAGCAUGGAAAAGAUAGUGGUCGUGGUGGUAACGGCGGUGGUGGUAGUUUACCACCUGGUCCGGCCACCUUACCAAUCGUUGGAAGCCUUCCGAUGAUGCUUUGGAGGAAGCCACAUUUCAGGUGGGUCCUUCGAAAAGCCGAAGGCAAAGAUAUUACUUGCAUUCGGCUAGGAAAUGUUCAUGUUAUAGUAGUUAACUCACCGGAGCUUGCCAGAGAGUUUUUAAAGAAGAAUGAUGCCAUCUUCGCCUCUCGGCCGAAAACAAUGGCUACCGAAUACUCUGGUAGGGGUUUCCUCUCCGUCGUCUUCACUCCAUGGGGUGAUCAAUGGAAGAAGAUGCGGCGCGUGAUUGUCUCACACGUAGUCAACCAUCAACAAUUCCAAAAGAUGUCGAAAAUGCGUGUCGAAGAGGCUGAUAACCUUGUUUGGUACAUUCAACAUCAAAGCAAAGCCGGAGAAGAGAUUAAUCUCCGA